This is a messenger RNA of Melampsora larici-populina 98AG31, 1656 nucleotides long. RefSeq lists its product as uncharacterized. The record is from RefSeq and is a predicted model, not a curated record. NCBI's taxonomy places the organism in Eukaryota, Fungi, Basidiomycota, Pucciniomycetes, Pucciniales, Melampsoraceae. The transcript has 9 exons. Bases 1 to 1656 code for a protein of 551 amino acids.
AUGAAUGAGAUUCAUUACACGAUGACCACGACUUCAAGUAAUAACGCCUUCAAGAUCAACAGUACUACGACUUCGGAGGACCCUUUGAUGAUGAAGGCCAAGUUUAGUCAUCGUCUCCAUGUCCCCAUCCUCCGUGCAGCAACUCGCCAACCGAUCCACAAACAUAAUUUUACAAAUACCCCCAUCUCGGCAAUCAUUUUAUCACUCAACUCUUACGGUGCAUUCCUCCCCUUGAUCAGUGAAUCUGUUUCGACUUUUAGAAAGAUCCCGUAUAACAGUCGAGGUACCUCCAACAAUGUUUUCGACCCCAGCAACCCCUCUAACAAUAAGCAAGCGAUGCUUGACUGGCUCCGUAUCAACCACCCAAUGACACCUAUAAAGUCGAACGCCAACAAAGCAGAGGUAGCAAAGAUUGUACGAGAACAACAACCUCAAUUCUUUCCGAACCCAUCUUCAGACGCCCCAGCUCAAUUUAUCGCACAAGAUAUCAAACCUCAGUAUCCUUCUCUCAAAAAUCUUCCAGCAUCUUCUCUCAUGAAUUCUCAAUUGGCUGAUCAAAGUGGACAAAUGGCAAAGCGUGCUGCAUCCCAGGACUUAGUUCCUGAUAAUCCACAAAAGCGAAUUGGAAUUGAUCCCGAUGUAAAGGUUUCUGGUAAGACACGCCCUGUUUCCAAGUUGACCAAAAAGAAAACAGUGGGUCAACAAAAGUCUUCAAGCCGACUCAAGCCGUCAAAGACAAUGCCUGGUCCGCCUAAUUCAGAGUUACCAACUUCCACAAAAAAUUCUAAACCUUCAAUGCAAUCAGGAACAAUCCUUCCCGAUUGGCGUCACGGUGCAUCCAUCUCUUCCUCAAAAACGUCUUCGCUAUCCGAUGUCAGCAAUCAAGAAGAAAGACAAGAGCUCGAAGCGCUCAAGAAGUCAAUCUUUUCACCCCCAGUCAAUCAAGUAAUUACAGUGUCACAAGCUUCAAAGUUCAAAACAUCCCAAACCGACUCGGAAUCAGCCAUGGCAAAUCCUUUUUUUGAAACUCACACUAGCAAACGAGUUGCUGAUUCGAUUGGACCGAAAACUCCAAACAAAACCAACGCCAAAGGUGAUCUGAAACACACUCCAUGUGUUCCUGAAGACAUGGAUCUCAUUCAUUUUUCCGAUACAGAAGUGUUUGAAGUUGGCAAUCUGGUGAUCGGGCGAGAUAUUCCAGCAAUUGAUAUCGAAACAAACCAUAUUUCCCCAAAGAAGAAAUCGGGUGUAGAUGUCUUCCGAGAGGAACAGCAACGAGAAGAAAAAGUUCGAACAUUGGAGGAAAGAAUUGUCAAGCUUGAAACCUCACUGGGUGCAAUCGACAAGAGCCUCAAUAAACAGCUAUUCGAAGAUUUGCAAAAGCCUCAAGUAGAUGCCAGUGUCAUCACCCACCAUUCAUCUCUCCUUGAGCAAGCCAGGGAAACAAUUGAUUCACUUGAGUCAAAGGUUGCCACUCUGGAAGUCCGAGUAACUGAAUUCCAACACAAUCUAGACUCUGCUCAUGGAAAAAUCAAAGCUCACGAGCAAAUAAUCCGAACGCUUUUAGAAGGAUGCGAAAGCAAUAUGGAGGAAGAAUAUGAUUCUGAUUCUGACGAUGAAGAACUCGAUCACGACAGCAACAAAUCUAGUGACUGA